This is a messenger RNA of Marchantia polymorpha subsp. ruderalis, 2110 nucleotides long. The record is from the annotation of a GenBank genome assembly. Lineage: Eukaryota; Viridiplantae; Streptophyta; Marchantiopsida; Marchantiales; Marchantiaceae.
CUGCGCUUCAACUAUUCCCGGUGCCCAGUGUCCGUCGCUCACCGUAGCACCGUAGCUCCCUAUGCACAUUCUCCGUACCUUUGCAAAAGUCCCCCUCUGCCCCAACCCCAACCCCAGCCCCCUAAACUCGUUCAUUGCCUGCCAUGAUUCACCUCUGCCCCAACCCCAACCUCCACCCCCUGGGGCAGCAGCCGAAGGCUCCGUAGGCCUUCACCGGUGGUCUCGUCGAGCGUCGUCGAAUUCAUCCUCCUCUGUCACGGAUGGAUGGAUGGACGGAUGGAUGAUAUACCGCUUUCAAGGCCGGGCUUUAAAGGCUAACGCUCUCGCUGCCCGACGAUCAAAUCUACUCCAUUUAUGGGCCUCAUUCACCGUCCGUCGUCGUACAGGGUGCGCCUCAUAAUUCCCCAUCGUCCGUCGCCCGUCGUCGUUAACGAGAAAGAGUUAUGGCCAAACUGGUCGUCGCAGGAGAAAGGCCGCGACCAGUCGUAGCCAGGGGUUUAGCCAGGGGUCCCCGAAACUUGGCUCUGGCUCUGGCGAUGGCGAUUCUCGUCGGGAGAGAGAAGAUCCGAGGGGAAGCGAAGCGAAGCGGAUCAGAAGAAGCGCCAUCGCCAUCGCUGGAUUCUCUCUCGCCGCUGUACAGCAAAUUCUUCGAGAUGGCGCCGUGCCUGCCGCCGGCCAGCGCUAGCAGGAGCAGGAGGAGGAGGCAGUGCCCAGCGCACGACUGUCCUGAGCUCUGAGCUCUGACACGGCCGGCCGGCGAAGGAGGGGUCGGGAUGCAGCAGCAGCAGCAGCCGCAGACGUGGUACAGCGGAUGAGAUGGGCGUGACCGGAUGUUGAGAAAUCGCGGCCCAUCGAGCCCAUGCAGCGUACACAGGACGACGCAGUGCUUUUGACCGGGUUUUGUUUCGCGGUCGUUGGUCGACCCCACGUGAUCCCGUUCGCCCUUGCUCUCUUCUGCCAUAUUUUAAAGCCCAAUUCAUUCCUCGGACUCUGCAGCUCCUUUUGCGCGCGCUCCCACUUAUCCUCUCGCCCUCCAUGCUUCGGAUUGGAUCGGAUCGCGCCCCUGAGCUGCCAAUUCCUCGCUGUUGUUGUUGUUCCACCUCCCAAUCUCCAGCUUCUGGUCGCUCGCUCGCUCUCUCUCUCUCUAGCUGGAGGUUCUUCGCAAGUUGGUGCAAGCGCUGGAGCUCUCUCAGGAUGCUGUCUGUCACCUCGUGGCCGAACAGACAGCGUCUCCUUGGUUCUCGAUACAGCUGGGCAAAUUCUUCAUCAUCAUCAUCAGCAGCAGCAGCAGGGUUUGCUGUAGUUCGGGGUCCCUGUAAAGCGAGAUGAAGGCGGUGCAAUUCCGAGCAGUGACACCAACAGCAGCUGCAGAUUCUGAAGGUCGAAGCUGAGAUCGAUGGGGGAUCUGCGUUCCGACCCUAAACCCCUGGAUCGCCUUCUCGUGGAGCCUCUAUCGGGAUCCCUCAAAAGACCAUCCUCUGUUGCAUUUCUGCACACGAUAAGCGUUUCCGUGCUAGUUCUCUGUGUAAUUGCGCAAACUUCAGGUCGAAGGCAAGCGAUUGUGUCUGUGGAUCGGUAGCCUCCCUCACCCACAGACACGAGUCGGAUCGAUGCAGUUUUGAGAUGCCCUCCGUCCCCUGGCCACUUGAGUUUGUGGCAGGCCUUACUCGAUUACGUGCGGGCUCGACGAGCGGAUGAAGGAUUUGGUGGAAAGGACAGCAGGAAAACCUUCGACCGAGGACCAUCCAUGAUCAGGCUCAGAGGCCCAAAUCCGUCGUUGGGCCCGAAUCUGCUCCUGGAGUAGUAGUAGUAGCACUCGGUAGUACGAGCACGAGGAAAAUGAGCUUGGCGUCCGAAGCUCGCUCGUCCAUCCGAAUUCGCGACGGUGCGCAAUUCGGGCCUUGGAGUAAGUUUUUGGUUCCAUUCGACUGUUCCUUCUCGAAUCCAUGUCAUGCGACGGAAAACAUGAUUUGCAUUUCGUUGGCAUUACAAUAUUCAAUAAUUAACGUAGACUGUUUUGCAUAAAUGUGGAAAUAAAUACGUCCAUUUGAAGAUGGUAAAGGAAGCAUAUUACAACUAUAUCUCAAACUAUAUUCGAACUAAAAUUUCC